UUACUUUGAGGUUAAGACAAUUUCAAAAUUCCUGUAAUUUAAAAUAAUUUACUACGGUCAAAAUGAAUUUUAUAAAGCAACGAGCGCGUUCUCGGAGAAACUCUAUAAACAUAAUUUCGGCUACAGACAAGUGGAAAAAUAUCAAUAGAAAGAAAUCACGACGCGACGUGGAUUCAGACUCAGAUGAAGAUGAGGACGAAGAAGAUGCCAGGUUGAGUGAUGUAGACUGGGAACAGGAAUUCUUCCAAGAAAGAUUAAACCGUCUCUCUUCUGAUCAAGAUAUCGAAGUACAGCUUACCAAGAAGCAAACAUUACUGUUAGCCACGUUACUUCCAGACGAGAUCAUACAAACGGAAAAUUUUGAUUCGACUGAACCGAAACGAUUCGUUGGCGUGCUCUUGAUGGCCGACGUGUCGGGAUACACCGCACUGUCCGAGCGCUACAGUGCCACAGGCAAAGGCGGCACAUACCGCUUAACUGCUACACUUAACGCGUACCUCGGCUCCCUCAUAGAACUUAUAUACAACCACGGCGGAGACAUACUGAAAUUCGCAGGCGACGCCUUUUUAGCACUGUGGAAAACUGAUAAACGGUCUUUUCUAUGCCAUACCAUACACACAGCGAUAGCAUGCGCACUCCUAAUACAACAUUCGUUUUCAUCCUAUGAAACUGACGUCAAAGUAAGUCUCAAAGUAAAGCUAGCUAUCUCAGCGGGCAAUUUAAUUUUUGCCACAAUCGGUAGCAAAAUACCUAUGAAUUACGUUAUUUUUGGGCUACCGGUAAUCGAGGCUAAAUUAGCCGAAAGCCUUUGUACUUCAGGUGAAGUAAAGUUAACGCCUAACGCCUGGGGCCAUUGCUAUUCACGAAAUUACGACUACGUUAUUGAAGAAAACGGGCACGUCACAAUUAAAGCCAUUUUAUACGAUCCUCGCGAGAAGGACGUUUCAAAACCUUUUGGGGGACUAGGGGCAAUGGUCAAAACCAAAAGAAAUUUCGCUGCUAUUGAAAAUCUUCCAGAUUCUGUAUGGACAUCUCCAAAUGGUUUAAGUGCUGAGAAUGCAAUAAAAUAUGAAGCGCUUACUUUUAGACAAAAGAUUUUACUUGCUGAGGAUCGUAAUAUAGGGCCAGAUUUACGAAAGUUUAUGAUUCGUCCCGUGCUCACUCAGCUCGACGCGCUGCAGCCUUUGGAGUACCUCACGGAAAUGAGGCAAGUAUCUGUUUUGUUUGUAACCCUCAAACCCAGAAGUUGCCCGCAUCAGCAGCUCAUCACAAUAGUCAACAACUCCUACGAGACUAUGUGUGAAAUCGUUUAUAAAUCAAUGGGAUGUGUGAAUAAAAUCAUACUGUUCGAUAAAGAUGUGAUGAUUUUAAUUAUUUUUGGCUUGCGAGGCUUUAAACAUGAAUCUGAGGCUCAAGCUGCAUUAAAAUGCGCAUGUGGUAUAAAAAAAACUGUCGCUGCUCUAGACGGCGUGCGAGAGGUAUCUAUCGGGGUGACCACCGGUCAGGUGUACUGCGGGGUCGUAGGGCAUCCUUUGCGGCGGGAAUUUACUGUAAUAGGAGCCACCGUCAAUAAAGCGGCAAGGUUAAUGUGUUACUUCCGUGACAAAAUAACAUGCGACGAAUCGACCUUCGUGAAUAGCAAAAUGUCCAGUAACGGAUUCACUCUGCAACCGACAGUUGACCUUAAAGGUAUUCUGCAUGCAGGUAAAAUUUUUGAAUACAGUGAAGAUAUACGAGUUAAAGAGCUGUUCGAUAUUCCGAUGAUACCACGGCUUCUGGACCGAGCGGAUGAGAUGGAAUACUUUGAAAAUUGGCUCGAUGAUGCCCAUCAUGCUUAUAGAGAUUUUGACGCUCUUUUGUUGGUUGGUGAACCAGGUAUAGGAAAAACUCGAUUAAUAGAGUGGAUGGCCCGGUAUGCGCGAGGGUGCGGGCACAACGUGUGCUGUCUCGCAUUGACCUCGAUACAUUCAGCAACUCCAUACUUAGCUCUAACUCAAAUAAUCAAUCAGAUAUUAGGGCUUUCAGAACCAAUUGAAGAUUUCAAAAAAGAAGAGAAAAUCGUACAGCUAUUAAAAGUAUACGACGAAGAUCUUUGUUUUCUCAAUGACGUUAUUAAGUCUCGAUUCGCGUAUCACGAAGGAGUAUACAGCCAGGAUGCAAAACAACGUGAAGAAAAAGCCAAAAAUAUAUUCUCAAAACUAAUGCAAAGCAUACCUGAUACACACGUCAUAUUCUUAGAUGACUUACAAAGCUUGGAUCAAGUUUCAUGGGAGUAUAUCUCUAUAAUGAUAAAUUCACAGAAAAUAUUUACCAUAUUAACAGUGCGACGAGGAAAGGUUAGUUCUGUACAAGAAUGGUUGUACAAUGUCUUUACCAACAAUAAUAUAAGGAAAAUAUUUUUAGGCCCACUUAGCUCAAAAUGGAUUCCACCACUUGCUUGUCAAAUAUUAGACGUGGCUGCAGUUUCCAAUGACUUAUGCAAAGCACUACAAUUGAAAUGUAAAGGAAUACCUGGAACCAUGGAACUGUUCAUUAUACAUCUAUUCUCCAGCGGCGCUCUAGAAAUAAAGAAAAUUCAAGAGCAAGAACUUGACGAGUACCGCAACGACGAAUUACAAUUCCCACCAGCUGAAUUUUUACAUCCACAGGCAUUAAAUAUAAGGGACCAGCCUACUCUUGACCAUUUGAUAGAAGAAAAUAAAACAGAGGAAAUAGGAAUUUGUAGUGUAACUGAGAAAGAGCAAUUGAAUACAAACAUGAAUGUAGAAACUACAGAUGCAUUGAUAAUGAUGCAAAUUGACGCGCUUACUCCUUAUCAACAACUGUUGUUAAAAAUUGGCUCUGUAAUUGGAGAUGUAAUGUCACGAGACCUAUUAGAAAAUAUAAUGUACGAAAACAAUACAAUAACAACAGCGAAGGCAAUCAAAAGAUUCUUUGCAAUGCAAAUUUUAACUUGUGCAAAUACAAUAAACAGUAAUAGAUGGCACCGUAGGGCCACUAGGGCUUCGUGGAACAACAGCAUCACGUCAAUAGCUCCGUUGCUAUCAUGCGAAUGCACUUUUGAUUUCGAUCCUGAAUGCAGUUUUGGUUUACCCAAAUACGCUUUUUGUAAACUAUUAAAAUUUAAAGGUAAAAAAAUGAGAAAAACAUUUUAUGAGUUACUUCCAAUGAAUCAAAAAAAGGAAUUUCAUGCACGCAUCGUUACUUAUCUAGAGAGUAACAAACAUAAAUGUCACAGUUGCGGUGGAACUAUUAUGGUUGUUCAGUCCCUAACGGAAUUAGAGAAUGAAGCCGAAAAACAUAUAUUCAAUGAAAACUCCAAAGGUGAAGAUGACGAAGAUGAAGACAACAAUUCUAAAAAAGAAAAGGAUAUAAGCGAAGACUCAAGAAAUAAAAAUACAGAACCACGUUAUAGUACUAGUGCUGCAAAUGUACCAACAGAAUCGUUACAUGCAAGUUUCAUAUCAGAUUCACAAACUGUUCCAAUUUUGAAAACUAACAAAGAGGAUUCUAUACCGAGACGCCGAUCCACUAAGAGAGUGACUGUUUCCAGCUUUGUCUUCAAAAAUAGUAGCAGCUAUCAGUUAGACACAUUUAAUGUGUUUGAUAUGUUGCGUAAGGUGACAGAAGCAGAAAGUAUGAGCGACUGGCACGAACUCGGUGUCAUUGACAGCGAUGACGAAGAUCAUAAAAACAAAGAACUAUUUAGUAUCAAAAUAGAGAAAGGUGUUUCAGAAACAGAUUUCACUAGGUGUACUUGUGCUGAACUAAAAAUUAUAAUUUAUGAACAAAUGAUUUAUCACGCAAGUAUAGCUGAAAUGAAAUUUAAGGAAAUUGAAUUCACAAUUGAAUUAUGCUACCUAUAUCUACUUGCAAGUAAUGUAGAUGAUGCACACAUAAAACUAGAACAUGUUGAAACUUUGUGCAAUCUCCCAGAAGUUCACGAAAUUAUAGACUCCUGUGACAUAAAAAGAUUUUUAGGGAAAAUUUGUACUUUAAAAGCUGCUGCGUGUCUUGCAAUUGGAAAUCACUCUGCCGCCAAAGUGGCAAUCGGAAGGGCAGUGCGUAUUUACGGCAUUAAUCUUGAUAAUGUAGCGGAAUUCCUUAAAUUGCGUACUUUAGUAGAUAAAAUUAAAAUAAAAAGAAAGAAAUAUCGAUUAAACAAGGCAAAGAUGACAGCGGAUUCUAUCCUGUGUUUAAAUAUUUGUACUUUACUGUAUUCCGCCUUAGGAGAUGGAACUGCAGCCAGAUUAUAUGCAUAUAGAGCGCUAAAAUUAGUACAGAAAAUAGAAUGCAAUGUGACAGACAUGUGCGACGUGUUUAGCAACGCUAUACAUGUAGACCUCGUAUUGGGAUUUAUAGAGCCAACAGCUGAUACACUGCGUAUAGCGAUAUCGAAAUUACAGAAUUUGCCGCAGCCUUUUCAGUCAGGAGAUUUGUAUGCUCUUGGGAAAUUGUUUAUGGCUGUGUUUCGUGCAGGGGUGGCGCGCAGCGCGCUCGCUUCGGCUAUAAAAACAGCUUUUCGGGCAAUGGCUGUCAGUCGAUUUCUUCGUGCCUAUAAUGUAUCUAUGGAGAUUAUACCUGAUUUAUUUUACAUUUUACUUUGUCGCCGCCGCAUUACAGAAGCGGUCGACGUUCUCAAAGAAGCUUCGAUCAUGAGUAAAGAACGCAGUUCAUUGGAUUGCGAAACAUGGUAUUAUGCACUGUGUAUAGAUCUGAUAUUAGACACCGGGUUCCAGCUGGAGACACCUACUGAAAUAAGUAGAUACGCUGAGUAUAUGAUACAAACCCCCGAGUCGAAUGCUGGACGACGACGUCUCAUGGCGGGGCUUUGGACAUAUUGGCUACGAGCUGACCAGGAAAAGAGAGCCAAAUGCUUUGAAGCCGAAGUUUUGGUAUGGGUGUCACGAGAAGAAGAAGACGGAUCUUUAACGACUCUCAUAAGUUCAAUGCGAUUAGCUGAAGGUAUGCUGGAAAGUUUAGCAAGGAAAAUGGAUGAUUUGCGAAAGGUAGUUGAUCUCAUGGAACUGCGUUCUUUAGCGGACCAGAAGCUGGUUUCACUGGAACAUGAUGCAAAGAUGUGCCGCGUAAUUUAUCCCAGGUGGAUUACAUUAAGAGCCAACUCACUAUACUUGUCAGGCCGUCGUUCAGCAGCAACCACUGCAUUUAAUCAGGCCCUUGAGGAAGCUCGCAAGGUUCAUAACCGACUGGAAGAAGCCAUCACCCUGGCUGCGACCGGUCAGUCGACGAUUUGGCUUUCCAACGCUAAGUCUGGACGCUUCAUAACCUGGCGGGAUGGAAAUCAACUCGCGCGGGAAUCGUGGCAUCGAUAUCUUUAUAGGAUAACUGCUAUUCGAUAACGAAUAAAGUUGGUAGAUACCUAUUUUCAAGACGU
This is a messenger RNA of Cydia fagiglandana, 5395 nucleotides long. It is a transcript of the gene DhpD, whose product is annotated as adenylate cyclase type 10-like. Gene Ontology annotation, molecular function: adenylate cyclase activity. The record is from RefSeq and is a predicted model, not a curated record. Bases 63 to 5360 code for a protein of 1765 amino acids. The transcript has 4 exons. Lineage: Eukaryota; Metazoa; Arthropoda; Insecta; Lepidoptera; Tortricidae. Gene Ontology annotation, cellular component: cytoplasm. Gene Ontology annotation, biological process: intracellular signal transduction; cyclic nucleotide biosynthetic process.